AUGGCGGCGGAAAAGUCGAAAAUGAAAACAAGUUUUCAAACAAAUCUUCCUAUUGAGAAAUUCAGAUCAGAUAUUUUGAAAGCAGUGGAAAACAAUCUGUGUCUAGUCAUUAUUGGUGAAACGGGUAGCGGAAAAACGACACAACUUCCCCAGUUCCUCUAUAAAGCAGGCUAUGGAAAGCACGGAUUGAUAGGUAUAACCCAGCCAAGAAGGGUCGCUGCUGUAUCAGUUGCUUCACGAGUUGCAGAGGAAAUGAGGUGUGAAGUAGGAGAAAAAGUUGGUUAUCAAGUACGGUUUGAUGAUUGUACCUCUCAAGAAACUAGGAUAAAAUACAUGACUGAUGGAUGUUUGUUGCGAGAAUUUUUAGAAGAUAGAGAACUUUCUAAAUAUAGUGUCAUUGUUUUGGAUGAAGCUCAUGAAAGAAGUUUAGAUACGGAUAUUUUGUUUGGGUUGAUGAAAGAACUAUUUAUCAACAACAAAAUCAACUCAAAGCGAAAAUACUCAUUGAAGGUAAUUGUUAUGUCUGCAACGCUGGAUGCUGGAAGGUUCUCAGCUUUUUUCAACGACUGUGAGAUAAUCAACAUCCCUGGUAGAUUGUAUCCAGUAAAAAGUAUUUAUUGUAAUUUAAUAAAUGAAGAGGAUGUGAAGAAUCCACAUUAUGCAUCAAAGGUUGUGGAUGUUGUAAUGGACAUUCAUCUUGACCAAACCCAGGGUGACAUAUUAGUUUUCUUGACUGGACAAGCAGAAAUAGAGAAAGCAUGUGAUGCUUUGUUUAAGAAAUCGGAAAGACUGGAUUAUGAAUAUGAUGUACAUGAUAGCAGUGUCAAAGCAUUAUUAAUAUUACCAGUUUAUGGAUCAAUGCCUACUGAAAUACAAAAGAGGAUAUUUUCACCAGCUGAUCCUUGGGUUAGAAAAUGUGUUGUAGCAACAAAUAUAGCUGGCACGUCUUUGACAAUUGAUGGUAUAAGAUAUGUUGUUGAUUGUGGAUUUGUUAAACAAUUUCAUUAUCUUGAUCCACCGGAGGAAAGAAUGCUUUUAGAAGCUUUACGUCAACUCUAUUACUUUGAAGCAAUAAAUAAGGAUGGUUGUAUUACUGGAUUAGGUCAUCAUAUGGUAGAUUAUCCAUUACCUCCUGGAUUAUCCAGAUCUGUUAUAUAUUCUGGUAUGCUAGGAUGUUCCGAUGUAAUGCUACCUAUUGCUGCUAUGUUAUCAGUUGAAAGUGUAUUCAUUAGGCCAGGUGAUGAGAAAAAACAAGUUGCUGCUACUAACUGUCACAGAACUCUUGGAGAGAUAGCUGGUGGUGUCAACGACUUUGCUACAUUGCUUUACAUUUACCAACAGUGUAAUAGUAGUGAUUCUCCUGCUCGAUGGUGUCGGGAUCAUUACAUUCACUGGAGAGCUGUUAAAAUGGCAUCCAGUAUCUGUCAACAGUUACAAGAAAUACUGAAGCGGCAAACAGAGUCUUCCAGUUUUCAGAAAAUUACCAGUACAGGUUCAGAAAGUGAGAAAUUAAGAAAAGCACUAUGUUGUGGAUAUUUCUGUAAUGCUGCUAGGAAACGCACAGUUGGGAGAGGAUUCCAGACAAUGGAUGGACAUGGAACUGGUGUAUUUAUUCACCCCUCAUCUCUUCUGUUCGAUAAAGAGGAAGAUUUGGACUGGUUAAUAUUUUAUGAAGUUGUGUGGACAAGUAAAGUUUAUAUCCGUACAGUAUGUCCAAUCCGAUAUGAAUGGGUAAAAAAUUUGCUGCCAAGACUGCAUGAACUUGAUGUCUAUGCACUUAGCGGUUGCUUGAAAAUGAUAAAUAAAGAGACCUCAGAAAAAACAAAUGAUACUAUUGAAAUGAAUUUAACCGCAGAAAAUGUCAGUAGUGCUCUAAAGGUAAGCAGACGUAACACUGAUUCAUCCAUUGCAGAGGCAAGAAGACGAUAUUUGGAGAGAAAACAAAUGCAACUAUCUGGCAAUCAGUGA
This is a messenger RNA of Saccoglossus kowalevskii, 1968 nucleotides long. RefSeq names its product putative ATP-dependent RNA helicase DHX40. The record is from RefSeq and is a predicted model, not a curated record. NCBI's taxonomy places the organism in Eukaryota, Metazoa, Hemichordata, Enteropneusta, Harrimaniidae. Gene Ontology annotation, molecular function: RNA binding; ATP binding; 3'-5' RNA helicase activity. Gene Ontology annotation, cellular component: intracellular anatomical structure.